GAUAAAAACUGAUUGUUUAUUUUAUUUUUUAUUUUUUUACCUAGAUCUAGUUUGUGUGAGGGUUAUGCUCUAUAUUUGGUAGUAGUGUAUUGUUGAUAUUGAGUUCUCAUGGCAAUGCCAUCGGGAAAUGUGGUAGCACAGGACAAAAUGCAGUUUCCUAGUGGUGGUGGUGGUGGUGCCGGUGCCGGCAGUGGCAGUGCUGGCGGUGAGAUCCACUACCGCCAGCAAUGGUUUGUUGAUGAGAGGGAUAGCCUUAUUGGCUGGCUGCGAAGCGAAUUCGCAGCUGCCAAUGCGAUCAUAGACUCCCUUUGUCACCAUUUACGUAUAGUUGGUGACCCUGGAGAGUAUGAUAUGGUCGUUGGUGCCAUUCAGCAAAGGAGGUGUAAUUGGAAUCAGGUGCUGCUUAUGCAGCAAUACUUUUCGGUCUCUGAAGUGGUUUAUGCGCUGCAGCAAGUGGCGUGGAGGAGGCAGCAGAGGUAUGUGGAGCCGGUUAAAGUGGGUGCAAAGGAAGUUAGGAAAUCUGGUCCAGGGUACAGGCAAGGGCAGAGGUUUGAGUCUGCAAAGGAAAGUUUUAAUGCUAGUGUAGAGUCUUAUAGUCAUGAGGCAAAUAGCGCAAUUACCGGAUCCCCCGAGAAAGGGACUCCAUUAACUGAAAAGGGUGAAGAACUUAAAUCUGCUGGUAAGGUUGGAAAGAUAGAUGAUAAGAGUUUAGCAUCCACUGAGGAGAAGAAAGCAGAUGCUAUAGCAAAGAAUCAGACAGAGGGCAACUUGAAGGGCUCAGGGAGCUCACAAGGAUCCCUGCCAAAUUCGGAUUCUGAAGCUGGGGUCGUAAAUGACGGACUUGCAUCAAAUUUUAAAGGGAAUGAGUCACUUUCUAUCCAAAAUCAGAAUCAGAGUCAAAGUCUUUCAACAUUAGCAAAAACUUUUGUUGGCAAUGAAAUGUUUGAUGGGACGAUGGUGAAUGUGGCUGAUGGACUAAAGUUGUAUGAAGAGUUAUUUGAUGGCACUGAAGUUUCAAAACUUGUUUCACUGGUCAAUGAUCUAAGGAUUUCGGGAAAAAGAGGACAAUUUCAAGGGAGUCAGACAUUUGUGGUUUCGAGGAGGCCCAUGAAAGGGCAUGGAAGGGAGAUGAUUCAGUUGGGUGUUCCUGUUGUUGAUGCACCUCUAGAAGGAGAGAAUAUGACCGGAGCCUCAAGAGAAAAGAAUGUAGAACCUAUCCCUUCCUUGUUUCGAGAAAUUAUUGAGCGGAUGGUUGCCUCACAAGUUAUGACUGUGAAGCCUGAUGCUUGUGUUGUGGAUUUCUUUAAUGAGGGUGAUCAUUCACAGCCCUACAAUUGGCCGCACUGGUUUGGAAGGCCCGUUCAUGUUCUCUUCCUGACAGAAUGUGAAAUCACUUUUGGGAGAGUGAUCACCACGGAUCAUCCUGGGGAUUAUAGGGGCACUCUCAAGCUUUCUCUUUCCCCUGGGUCAUUUCUGGCUAUGCAAGGGAAAUGCACUGAUUUUGCCAAACAUGCUAUUCCUUCUUUCCGUAAACAACGCAUCCUUGUUACUUUCAUCAAGUCCCAACCGCGAAGGUCCCCCCCUUCGGAUGCCCAGCGUCUUGCUUCGCCAGCAGUAUCUUCUCAUUGGGGUCCACCGCCAAGCCGAUCCCCUAACCACAUGCGUCAUCAUGUAGGUCCUAAGCAUUAUCCUGCAGGCCAGACAACUGGAGUUCUGCCAGCUCCACCCAUCCGUCCGCAAAUUCCGCCACCAAAUGGUAUGCAGCCGCUGUUUGUGGCUGCUCCAGUUGUCCCUGCCAUGCCAUUUCCUGCACCGGUACCAAUCGCACCAGCUUCCACAGGAUGGACAGCAGCCCCUCCAAGGCAUCCCACUCCUCGAAUCCCUGCGCCUGGCACAGGAGUCUUCCUCCCUCCACCCGGGUCAGGUAAUCCUCCUCCACAAGUACUUGGUGCUUUGACCGAAGUGAACCCAGGUUCGGAAACUCCGACCACUCAUGAAAAGGAAAAUGGGAAUUCUAAUCAUAACAACACAACUUCACCGAAAGGGAAAGUGCAGAGGCAAGAGUGCAAUGGGCAUGUGAAUGGAACUGAAGAAGAGAAAGCUGUAGAGACAGAGCAAGAUAGCAAUGACAAAACUGUGGAAAGCCAAUGAAGUCAGGCGUAUCUGCAGGCUAUAUAGAGAGAGAGAGAGAGAGUGAGAGAGGAAAAGCUUAUCAAAGGUAAAAGGGUAGGCUGCGAACUUAACUUGAGUUUGAAGCAAAUGUAAAGCGCGGCAACAAAGUACUGCAAAGCAAGCAAUGGAGAUAAGGGAAGGAGGAAGAACAUUUUUUGUUCUCUUUUGAGGCAUCCUUUCUUUGCUCUAUUCCUUCCUUUUGUUUUUUGUUUCUUUGUUUACUUACUAUAUUAUUAAUUAACUCUUACAUUGGAGUAAGGAAAACACCAUUCUUAUUUUUAACUUUUCCUAUC
Arachis ipaensis is the source of this 2465-nucleotide messenger RNA. Its product is annotated as hydroxyproline-rich glycoprotein family protein. Gene Ontology annotation, molecular function: demethylase activity; mRNA binding. NCBI's taxonomy places the organism in Eukaryota, Viridiplantae, Streptophyta, Magnoliopsida, Fabales, Fabaceae. The record is from RefSeq and is a predicted model, not a curated record. Gene Ontology annotation, biological process: mRNA catabolic process.